UUCUUUCUCUCCCUCCCUCCCUCUCUCUCUCUGUGCUUCCAUUUUCGUUGUCAUUAUUCUCUCUCUCUCUGAAUUUUCUUUUCUUUCUCUUCGCGUUUAGGGUUUCGUUUCCUUUACUUCAAAAUCAAAAGCUCAGCUUCACCGUUUCUGAGCGAAAUGGUGAGAAACGAAUUUUCGAAUUUCCUUUUCCGGAGUCGAAAUGACAACUCCGACGUGGUGAGCCGAAUGGCUUUCGUUUGCUGAGCUUCGCUGAAAUUAUGGAAUCUGAGAAUUUUUCGGUUCAGGAUUAAGUGUAGGUAGCGGUGAUACCUUCAAUUGGAAAAUUUCGAAGUUUGGAUUUCAUUUCCUUGAUGGGGAUGAUGGUGGCCAUGAUAUUGGCAAGGAGAGUAACGGUGUUGGCUGAUGUGAUGGGUGAAUCCAUGAAAAUAUAAAAAAUAUCUGUUUGAAUGAAGAUGAAUUUGUUUUUUCCUGCCAUGUUACGGAAUGCAAAUUUUAGUGCGUUUGAAUGAGGUGGGUUGAAGAGAUCUGUAUGCUUGCUAGAAAAGUAAUCCAGGAAUGGCUAUUGCUGGUCUACACAGUGUGUCUGUGCUCGACUCUUCUUUCCUGAGGGACUCCCGUUCCCAGUCAUCUGGGAGAGGUGGAGAUGGAAGGCGGGGAACCACCCGGUCAUCUUCGCUCUUGCAAAUGUGGCGAGAGAUUGAGGAAGAACAUGUGGUGAAUCAAGUUCAAGGAAGACCUGAUGAAGUACCUAUUGAACAAAGGAGGGAUGGGUUGGUUGCGGACCCUUCACAAGACAUCCAAGAAAGAAGGCAGCAGCAUGUUUUAGAAGAUGCAGUUUUGGGUGAGAAUGAAUCUGAAACAUGGUCACAGUCGCAAAGUCAGAAUGAAUCCCAUGAUGGUAACGAGGAUUUAAACAAUUCUAGCUGUGAUAACUCUUCUGACUUGGGAGAAGUUGAAAGGGAAAGAGUGAGGCAAAUUUUCAGAGAAUGGAUGAAUAGUGGCGCUAGGGAUCAUGCAUCAAACAUUUCUGGAAGAAAUAACGGUUCAAGGGGAGAAUGGCUUGGGGAAACCGAGCAGGAAAGGGUGAGAGUUAUUAGGGAGUGGGUACAAAUGAGUAGCCAGCAGAGAAGUGUUUCCUCUGGGGAAAACAGGGAAGAACCAUCUGCUGAAAUUGAUAUGCAAAUUGAACGUGUGCGUGAUGGACUCGUUGUUAACCAGAUUGGGGGCCAAACUGAGCAUACACGGAGGGGCAUACGUAAAUUAUGUGGCCGACAAGCUAUGCUUGAUAUGCUUAAGAAGGCUGAGAGAGAAAGGCAAAGAGAAAUUCAGGAGUUGUUGAACCAUCAGGCCGUGUCACAAUUCCCCUAUCGAAAUCGCAUUCAGGCAUUGCUUAGAGGCAGAUUCUUGAGAAAUGAUAGACCUGUUGAUAAUAACAAGCCCCUUUCUGUUGCAGAAAGUGAAUUGGGCUUCUUGAGGCGAAGACAAACUGUAUCAGGUCUAAGGGAAGGAUUUUUCUGUAGAAAGGAGAACAGUGGUUGCAGUCAAGCAACCAGCAAUGCAGAUACCUCAUCUAAUGUUGAAAUUGAUUUUAAUACAAAUGAACAAAUGGGAUCAAGCAGUUCACAUAUAGUCCCAAUUGUACAUCCUGAACAGUCUGACCCUAAUCACAGAGGAAGCAAUAGACUUGGGGUAUCAGGCAGCCAGAACUGCGUACGAGGUACCGCGUGUGAGAAUUUGGAUUGGCAAGAAUCUACUGCUCAAGCAGAUCAGUUGCAGCAUUUGCCAAUUGAAUCACUAGAUUGUCAAUCAUCAUUCAGCGCUUGUGUUGAAAGAGGGGACAACCCUGAGCAAAAUGUUGAUGUGAUGCCAACUGAAGAUGCUGCUAAUGAAAUUACCCAACAAAGCUUGCGAAUUGAAGAUUCAGAGCAUAGUAAUAAUCAAGAAUUCAGUGAGGUGCAUAAUGAGCCGUCUGAGCUGGGUGGUAUAAAUAAUAGUCAAAACAAUUCUUCAAAUUACAACAUUCAUAUGGAGGAUAAUGUUGUUGAUGAUGUAAAUUGGAAUGAAUCUGGUGCUCUAGAAGGAGAACAGCCAGAAGAAGUUUUUGAAAAUGAAGGAAGUGAGUGGUAUCAGAAUAAUACCGAAUGGAGAAAUAGCACUGAGGAAAAUGUCGAUGAUAAUCAGCUCAGCAAUACAGCAAAUGAGUGGCCUGACAACAGUUUGGCAAACGAGGAUGGAGAAAACUCUCGUCUGCAAGAAUCUCAUGAAGUGUGGCAAGAAGAUGGUGGCUUCCAAGAGGCUGUGGAAAAUUGGUUGGGAGGACCUUCUGAUCAUGAAAGUGCUCCAGUUGGUAGAAUUCGUGGAUUUUAUUUUCCUGAAGAUGACAACGUGUACAGUGUUGAACUCAGGGAACUUCUUAAUAGGAGAAGUGUCUCUAACCUCCUUCGCAGCAGUUUUCGUGAGAGUCUUGAUCAGUUGAUACAGUCAUAUGUUGAAAGGCAAGGUCAUGCUAACAUUGACUGGGAAUUUCAAGAAACAACUCCUUCUUCUGCCUCAGUAGAGCAGGACCUUGAGCAGCAUAGUAGGGAUCAAAUUGUUGGCCAGGAGGAGGUUACUGUUAGUCCACUUAACCUGCCCUCUUUACCUAUACCACCUCCUCUGCCUAUUUGGGACCAGCACCACCAUCGUGACAACUGGUCACAGAAUGACAUAAAUAAUCAGCGUCUAGUAAUCGAUUGGGAGAUUAUUAAUGACUUGAGAAUUGACAUGGCUCGAUUACAGCAAAGGAUGAAUAACAUGCAGAGAAUGCUGGAGGCUUGUAUGGAUAUGCAGCUUGAGUUGCAGCGAUCUAUAAGGCAAGAAGUUUCUGCAGCCCUAAAUCGCUCUGCUGGUUCAUCAGGAAUACAUGAUUGCGAGUCACCAGAAGAUAAAUCUAAAUGGGAAUGUGUGAGAAAAGGACUUUGCUGUAUAUGCUGUGAAAGCAAUAUCGAUUCUUUGUUGUACAGAUGUGGUCAUUUGUGUACAUGUUCAAAAUGUGCCAAUGAGUUGCUUCAAAGCAGAAGGAAUUGCCCAAUGUGUCAAGCUCCUGUGGUGGAGGUGAUACGUGCUUAUUCUAUACAAUAAUUUGACAUUAAUAUAAAGGUCACACUUUUAACAAAAUACAGGAUUCUAACAAAUUUUAUCUCCCGGACGUUUCCAGGUACUCUUUUUCGUAUUUUUUUAUAUAUAUAUUUCUUACUGUGAUUACUGUAUUUAUGUCGAGUGCACCAAUGGAACACAUGAUGGCAUUUUUUUGGGGCCAUGAUUCUCAUAUGAAUAAAAAAUGUAUGUCGUUUAUGAAGUUUCAGUUUUGCACUUUGUGGUUUUGGGGAUAGAGAUUUUCGUCAUUUUAAUUCUAGGUAGCUAGAUGGUGCCAUGGUGGUUAUAAACUCUUGGAGAUGAAAACUGUCUCUGCAUUAUUUUUGUGUUUGUAAUGUUGCUCUGAAGUUUUAAACUUCUGUUUGGGCUGUACACUACAUAUAUCAAAAUCAGAUUGGUUUUGCUCUGAA
Glycine soja is the source of this 3545-nucleotide messenger RNA. RefSeq lists its product as uncharacterized. The transcript is spliced from 9 exons. The coding region runs from base 556 to 3120 and encodes 854 amino acids. The record is from RefSeq and is a predicted model, not a curated record. Lineage: Eukaryota; Viridiplantae; Streptophyta; Magnoliopsida; Fabales; Fabaceae.